CGUAUCAUUUUGAUGUAAUAAUUGUGUCUGGAAGUCUCGACGUUUCUCGCGCAUGACGUGAGAUGGCAACCAGUAUGGCGUCCUUAGUGAGAGAUGGGGUGCUGCUGGAAAUGGCGGACCAGGCUCCCGCGCCUUCCAAGGACUACUGCCAACUCCUCAUCACCACUAAAGAGGUAAUCUGGCGAUGGUGGAGAAUUACCCUGAGGAAGGGAGAUGAGCGGAGAUGUUUCCCCGGGGAGAUCAGAGAAUCACAUGAUGACUUCCUCAACGAUGAUAGGGUCCAGGGUGAUGUGCGGAGGGUGUUCGGUGAGCCUACCCUGGAACACGCCCUGGGGCUGUGCCGCGGGCAUGUUGAUUUCAUCACACGUGUGCCAAAGCCCAUGCUGAUCUUCCUGGUGUCCUACCUUGAGUUGGAGGACAUCUCUCAGCUCGCUCAGACCAACAAGCUCUUCAGAGAGAUCUGUAACUCUGAUGAGCUGUGGGAGCAUGUGUAUGAGCGCCACUGUGAGAACGUGACAGAAGAGAUGCGUGACCUGGCUAAAGACGUAGGCUGGAAGAGCAUGUUCUUCACCAACAAGCUGCAGCUACAGGUGCAGCUGCGCAGGCAGAGGGGGAAGAAGGAUGGAUCAGGUGACAGCCCCACUCCUGCCUUCUAGUGGCAACGUUCUGAACUGCAGGCUCACAAUCAUACCAAUACACUAGACCAAUCCUAUGUAAAGUCAUGUAAUGCAAUGGAUAAAACAAUGGAAAGAAAACAAGUUGACUAGAAAAAUCAGGGCCACAAACUUUCUAGUAUUCCAACGUUCAACAACACUUUUGUAUGUUAAAUUUUAUUACAAAAGUGUUAUAGAAUAAUACAUGUAAAGUCAUGUUCAUGGUUGUUUGGUUGUUAAAUUUCCACUGUGAAACCAGUCUUAUAUAUCAAAUGAAGGUUUUGAAGUUCUGUACAUACAUUUCUAGUGUUCUAUCUACAAAUAUAGCAAAAUUAGUGCCCAGUACAUAAAAAGAGUUCUACAGCAUUGGUAACAAUGUGAAGUGGCUAAGGUUGGAAUGAUGGAGUUCUGAGUAUCUGUGACCUUAAUUUGUACCUGACUUUGCAAUGGUGAAUUUGUAUACAUAUUUCUUACGGUGUUACUCAGACAUGGGACAAUAUACAACACUAAUAACUCGUAUCAUAUGUAUCGGUUGAAAGCAAAAAUUGCAGCUAUUACUCACAGUAUACUUUGAUUCUCACGUAACUUAUAAUACAACUGGAUGUGGAAGUGAUUUUUUUUGUUCAAAUUUAUCAUAUUAUGUAUAUUUUCAUCCUUGCUACUUUGCUUUUAAAGUUGAUGUCUUGUGCAGUUUGUUUGAAAUUACCUUUUUGCUGCAUAUGUAUUAUAUGUUAUCCUCAUUUUUUCAAAGGUUACAUUGUAUUCCAUACAUUUAAAUAUCUGUCAAUCAAGCUAGACUAGGCCAUGCACUGGUCUGUACUCUUGUACUUGUCUGCAAGUGGAAAACAUAUUAGCUCUAUGCAUAUAAUUCUGUACCCCCAGAAUUUGAUGGUGAAAUUUUUCUUAAGGUUCAGUGAAAAAUCUGCAAGGCAACAGAAAUUUUGCAGUUUUAUUUCUUACAAAGUAGAUACAGUAUCUAGAAAUGAUGUUGUUCAGUAUAAACAUGUGAAUACUAGUAUCUAUCAUAACAAACAUUUAUGACCAUAGAAAGAUGGUAAGAUGGACCAAAGAAUACCAAGAGUGGCCUUCCCAAAAUGUUACAUGCAGUAAAUGAACAGAUUUUCCAACAAGUGCAGUCAGUAAACUUGGACAUUCCGGAUCAUUUUUAAAUAUUUUUCUAUGUACAAAUAAUGAUGUUGUUGAACAGUUUUUGUGAUGUUAAUAAUUGUGUGAUGCAGUGAUGAGUAUGUGAAAUAUAUCCGGAUGUGGUGCCUUUAA
This is a messenger RNA of Branchiostoma belcheri (Belcher's lancelet), 1931 nucleotides long. Its product is annotated as F-box only protein 36-like. The record is from RefSeq and is a predicted model, not a curated record. Gene Ontology annotation, molecular function: protein binding. Lineage: Eukaryota; Metazoa; Chordata; Leptocardii; Amphioxiformes; Branchiostomatidae. The transcript is spliced from 5 exons. The coding region runs from base 63 to 656 and encodes 197 amino acids.